Messenger RNA from Mytilus trossulus (common blue mussel), 2483 nucleotides. Its product is annotated as heat shock 70 kDa protein 12B-like. The transcript is spliced from 7 exons. Bases 141 to 2129 code for a protein of 662 amino acids. The record is from RefSeq and is a predicted model, not a curated record. NCBI's taxonomy places the organism in Eukaryota, Metazoa, Mollusca, Bivalvia, Mytilida, Mytilidae.
UAUCUGAUAAACUAUAGUACAAUGUAAUCUCUAUAGAUACUUGUUCAUUUUGGUGGAGAAUGGAACAGGGAAAUGGGAAGGUAUUUGCAAGAGAUAACGAAUAUUAGUUUGAAGUAUAAACUACAGGAAGUAUACCGAUAAUGGCAAAAUAUAUUCGAAAGGUAUUCAAAAAGAAGAAAUCAAAGAAAAAACCCGAGGACAUACCAGUUGCAAGUGAAGUGUCAGACGACUACGAAGAAUUACACUUGUACGAGGCAGAAGAAGAAAGUCGAUACGAUCAUGUAGAAUUCAACCAAAAUGCAGCUUCUGUGACACCUGAGGAGGAUCAACCAAAUGAAUCAUCUAUUGAUUUAAACUAUUUACUUGUCGCAGCAAUAGACUUGGGCACAGCUGCAUCGGGAUAUGCAUUCUCCUUCCGAAAUGAUUUUAAAGCCAACCCAUUAAAAAUUUCGACUCACAUAUGGACUGCUGCAACUACAGUUCUAAGAUCGGCAAAGACUCCAACAUGUAUACUCUUCAACCCAGAAGGCCACUUUGAAGCUUUUGGAUACGAAGCUCAGAACGAGUUUUCUUCAUUGAUUACAGACGAGGAAAAUGUUGAGGAGUGGUACUAUUUUGAGAAUUUUAAGAUGUCACUUUAUGAAUGCAAGGAUUUAACCUUCCAUACCGAAAUUAAAGCCACAAAUGGCAAACCACUACCAGCUAUCACUGUAUUUUCCGAGUCAAUAAAAUACCUUAAGAAUCAUCUAACAAAUAGAUGUUUGAACAUGACAUGUGGUCUAAAAGAUGAAGAUAUUUUGUGGACGUUGACUGUACCUGCUAUAUGGAAUGACAAAGCUAAAUUGUUCAUGCGAAGGGCUGCCGAAAUGGCAGGUAUCCCCAGAUCACAACUUCUUCUAGCUUUAGAACCUGAAGCUGGUGCUAUAUUUUGUAAACAUAUACCUGUAGAAGUGAGAAGAUUUGAUGACAAAGAUGAAGUAGAGGGUUUCCGAAAUGGUUCUCGGUACAUGGUCAUAGAUGCUGGAGGUGGAACCGUCGAUAUAACAAUUCAUGAAGUAGUUGAUGAACAAAAUAUUCGAGAAAUAUAUGCUGCCAAUGGCGGACCAUGGGGUGGAAAUAACAUCAACAAAGCAUUUAUCGAUUUUCUCAAGGAACUAUUUGGAAUGGAGACUUUUGAGGAGUUUCAGCGCAAAUGUGUUGAUGACUGCAUUGAUAUUAUUAGGGAAUUCGAGACCAAAAAACAGACAAUGAAAAUAGAUGAUUCUAAUGCGAUAAUUAGAGUUCCUAUUGGCCUUACCGAAAUCUUUAAGAUGCACAAUAAGGACAAAUAUAGCGAUGUCUCUUCGCGUAUUCAGUCAUUAGAACAAUAUAAUAAUCAAGUGGAAAUAAAAAAGGAUAAACUUAUUCUAAAAGGAGACCUAUUCUUUAAAUUCUUCAUUCCGACAGUUGAUAAAAUAGUUCGUCACGUUGAUGGUCUUUUUAAAGAGAAUGAAAACAUAGACUCCAUACUUUUGAUUGGUGGUUUUGCAGAUUCUGAUUAUUUACAGAAUAGAAUCAAAGCACAUUUUAAAUCAAUACGUAUUAUAAUUCCAGAUGAUGCAUCACUUAGUGUUCUUAAAGGGGCUGUUAUAUUUGGACAUGACAGUAGAAUUGUCUCAAGUCGAGUAUUAAAAUGUUCUUAUGGUAUCGAGUGUUCUUAUGAUUUCAUUGAAGGAGUUCACGAUAAAUCGAAGCAAUACACUAACCCAUUAGGUAUUGUUAAGUGUCGCCAUGUCUUUGGUAUAAUAGCUAAAAUGGGCCAAUCAGUAGAACGAAGCUGUGCAUCUAAAGAGCGAUAUCUCCUUGUGGAUGAACCACACAUUGAAAAGGCCGAAAUUGCAAUAUAUGUGUCAACAAUAUAUGAGAACCCAAAAUAUAUAACGGACGAAGGCUGUAGGAAAAUUGGAUAUUUUGUAACUCGAUUAAAAGGAGAUACGGAUAGCGUUCGGCGAAAACUUUACUUUAGUCUAAAAUUUGGAGAAACCGAAGUAAAAGUUUUGUGUCGACAAGACGGUUCUACGGAAACUAGCGAAAAACUGCUGGACCUUCUAGGGGAAGACGAACACACAGUUGGUUCUACAAAGACAUGAAAUACAUUUAAUUGCUAAAAUGUAAGGAAGAAAAUAAUGGGGUUGAUAUUAAAAAAACAACAAUAUAUCAAUUGUACGCUUAAAUUGUAAUAACCUGAAAAGUAUUUACGAAUCAUUAUUCAUCAUAUGAUUUGUCAUUUUACAAUUUAGUUGAUGAACAUUUUCAGGUAGAGAUAUAAAUGUAAUACGGUUAAGAAUAGAUAAACAUACAACUUAAUUCUUAUUUCAUUUUAAAUAUUUAUUCUAGCAACAGUGCAAAAUUUGUUAUUUGUCAGAAACAUUGUCAAAUGGUAUACAUUUAUUAAGCUGUUCAAUAGACUGGGACUAGGUAUUUCGGGGUAUUGUCUCAUUGUA